Rhagoletis pomonella (apple maggot) is the source of this 969-nucleotide messenger RNA. Its product is annotated as trypsin-like. NCBI's taxonomy places the organism in Eukaryota, Metazoa, Arthropoda, Insecta, Diptera, Tephritidae. The transcript has 4 exons. Gene Ontology annotation, biological process: proteolysis. Gene Ontology annotation, molecular function: serine-type endopeptidase activity. Bases 1 to 969 code for a protein of 322 amino acids. The record is from RefSeq and is a predicted model, not a curated record.
AUGAAGAUUUUUGGCUAUUUCAAUGCCAGGAAGUACAAGGAAGCUACAUACAUUCCGAUCGUCAACGCCAUGUUUGCCGCGAACAAAUAUUAUGUGACUAUUUUAUUCGUUCAUUUAUUACCCCGCUGCGCAUCGAUUGCAAAUCACACAGGCCACCCAGGUGAUUAUAUCUUCCUUGUAGCCGGAGGCCAAAGCAUACCAGAAAUUCAAAACUAUACCCGAUACAUGGUCUCAUUGCGUUCCCGCACGGUGACUCGUUAUUUUGGCGAUAAUCAUUAUUGUGCUGGCAUAAUUAUCAGCCCUCUAUGGAUACUCACAUCGGCACAAUGCGCAGUACACGCAUCGAAAAUUCCCCGACGUCCACGCUCAAUUAUUGUAGUGGCCGGCACAGAGAACCGCAUAGUGAAGAGUCCAACUACAAGCUUAAUAGCAGUCGAUCGUGUAAUUUCUAAUCCCAAUUUUACGCUCUAUGGUAGCAACGAUAUAGCAUUGCUACGUUUGAAAACAAAAAUUCAGCUAAACGCACGCACACAAAUAAUGCCGUUGCCAAAUACGCCGCCGCCCUACGGAACACGGUGCGUAGUACUCGGUUGGGGGAGGAUUUAUUAUAAAGGUCCGCUUGCCGCAAUGGUGUCACAUGUCGAGCUCUUACUCUACAUUGAGGAUGAAUGUAAGAGAAGCCAUCCGCAUUUCGCUGCAGGCGACUUGUGUGCCGGCGAUAAUGUAAACUUCGAUCAUGAUCCUUGUUGUGGUGAUUCAGGCGGUCCACUUAUUUGUAAUGACAAAUUGGUGGCUUUAGUUUCUUGGACGCUCGGCUGCGGCCAAAACAAAUACCCAAGUCUGUAUACGGAUAUAUAUUCUAAUUUGCAUUGGAUUCGAAAGGUGAUUUCGGGGAAUGGUAGGGUGUGGGGCUUUUAUAGAACGACAGUAUUACUGUUAGCUAAUUUGUUAAUAUGCAUUUGUUUGUAA